Messenger RNA from Gorilla gorilla gorilla (western lowland gorilla), 1553 nucleotides. RefSeq names its product testis specific serine kinase 4 (gene TSSK4). Gene Ontology annotation, molecular function: ATP binding; tau-protein kinase activity. Gene Ontology annotation, cellular component: cytoplasm. Gene Ontology annotation, biological process: protein phosphorylation; microtubule cytoskeleton organization; intracellular signal transduction. Bases 435 to 1451 code for a protein of 338 amino acids. NCBI's taxonomy places the organism in Eukaryota, Metazoa, Chordata, Mammalia, Primates, Hominidae. The record is from RefSeq and is a predicted model, not a curated record. The transcript has 4 exons.
CACAGUGUCUGGUACUUAGUAGGUACUCAUAUAUCAAUGAAAGGGCUGAUCUUUAGGAGUUUCACCAGACUGUGGAAGGUGCUUCUGGGAAUGAGUACGUUUCCAACUGCACUUCAUUCUCAAGUUUUGUGGCCAACGAUGGAUAGGAGGUGGAUUGUGAUGUAUUCGGAACAUGGGACCUUGAGGAGUUCCGUAACCAAAAGGAGAAAGUAACAACAGCCAGUGGAGACAAAAAGAACUGCUUCUCUUUCUUUCCCCCUCCAAGUUCCUAGUGGAGGGCUGAGUCCGGCAUCCCAGACUCGUGUGACUAUAUAGGCAAGCAUUUGGAGACCUACUUCACUUUGAUACCCUAGCCUUCAGCAGCUCAAGGUGUUGGCCUUUGGAUAGGAGGCUUCCAAGUAGUAAAGCUCCCUGCUCUCAGCAAGCCCAACACCAUGGGGAAGGGUGAUGUCUUAGAGGCAGCACCAACCACCACAGCCUACCAUUCCCUCAUGGAUGAAUAUGGUUAUGAGGUGGGCAAGGCCAUUGGCCAUGGCUCCUAUGGGUCGGUAUAUGAGGCUUUCUACACAAAGCAGAAGGUUAUGGUGGCAGUCAAGAUCAUCUCAAAGAAGAAGGCCUCUGAUGACUAUCUUAACAAGUUCCUGCCCCGUGAAAUACAGGUAAUGAAAGUCUUGCGGCACAAGUACCUCAUCAACUUCUAUCGGGCCAUUGAGAGCACAUCUCGAGUAUACAUCAUUCUGGAGCUGGCUCAGGGUGGUGAUGUCCUUGAAUGGAUCCAGCGCUACGGGGCCUGCUCUGAGCCCCUUGCUGGCAAGUGGUUCUCCCAGCUGACCCUGGGCAUUGCCUACCUGCACAGCAAGAGCAUCGUGCACCGCCUGAUGCCCAGCCUUUCUGCUGCUGGUAGGGACUUAAAGUUGGAGAACCUGUUGCUGGACAAGUGGGAGAAUGUGAAGAUAUCAGACUUUGGCUUCGCCAAGAUGGUGCCUUCUAACCAGCCUGUGGGUUGUAGCCCUUCUUACCGCCAAGUGAACUGCUUUUCCCACCUCAGCCAGACUUACUGUGGCAGCUUUGCUUACGCUUGCCCAGAGAUCUUACGAGGCUUGCCCUACAACCCUUUCCUGUCUGACACCUGGAGCAUGGGCGUCAUCCUUUACACUCUAGUGGUCGCCCAUCUGCCCUUUGAUGACACCAAUCUCAAAAAGCUGCUAAGAGAGACUCAGAAGGAGGUCACUUUCCCAGCUAACUAUACCAUCUCCCAGGAGUGCAAGAACCUGAUCCUCCAGAUGCUACGCCAAGCCACUAAGCGUGCCACCAUUCUGGACAUCAUCAAGGAUUCCUGGGUGCUCAAGUUCCAGCCUGAGCAACCCACCCAUGAGAUCAGGCUGCUUGAGGCCAUGUGCCAGCUCCACAACACCACUAAACAGCACCAAUCCUUGGAAAUUACGACCUGAAAAUGGCUGAAGGAGGGGGCUAAGAGAGGAGCAAAGCAGGAGGUCUUGGGCUAAAAAUCUUUUAUACCAAAAAUAAAUCUAAGUCUGAUUUAGUUUCAUCAA